Solanum lycopersicum (tomato) is the source of this 669-nucleotide messenger RNA. RefSeq names its product late embryogenesis abundant protein 18. Lineage: Eukaryota; Viridiplantae; Streptophyta; Magnoliopsida; Solanales; Solanaceae. Gene Ontology annotation, biological process: embryo development ending in seed dormancy. The record is from RefSeq and is a predicted model, not a curated record.
CUUCAAUUAAUAAAUUAAUACUAAAUUCCAAUCAAAAACAAAGAAGAAAAUGCACUCAGUAAAGGAGAAAGUAAGCAACGCAGCUGCCGCUGGUAAAGAGCACGUUGACAUCCUCAAAGCCAAAGCCGAAGAAAAGGCUGAGAAAGCAGUAGCAAGGACAAGGGAAGAGAAGAGGAUAGCAGAAGAGGUGAGAAAAGCAAAAGAAGCGGAAGCGAAGAUGGAGCUACAUCAAGCGAAAGCACGUCAUGCAGCGGAGACGCUGCAAUCGAAGCAAUCUCAUCUAAUAGGGCGCCACGGCCACGGCCACCACCAUCAUGCUGUCGGUGGCCAGCAAAAUCCAGUGGUGGGUAGUACCGUUCCAACUACUGGGACCGUUGCUCCUACCUAUCCUCUUGGAGGCUACCCUCCUACUUCUCAUGGCCAUAUCUAAUUUAGCAGCAUCCUGUAGUAGUGUGUAGUUUCAGUUCCGUUCUCUGUAAUGCCUUUGGAAUAAAUUGAGGAACGCCUUUGGUUUUUUUAGCUAGCUAGCUAGAUCCAUUGACAAGUAUACAUGUCAUGACUAGUAUCAAAACAUUUCCCUUUGAAAGAAUUAUAUUCUUUGUAUUCCGCUUUCUGUCCAAUAUUCUGUACAACGCUCAAUAAAUAAUAGAAAAUUGCACUUCCAUCUUU